This is a messenger RNA of Salvelinus namaycush (lake trout), 1425 nucleotides long. Its product is annotated as CCN family member 1-like. Gene Ontology annotation, biological process: signal transduction. Gene Ontology annotation, cellular component: extracellular region. Gene Ontology annotation, molecular function: protein binding. The transcript has 6 exons. The record is from RefSeq and is a predicted model, not a curated record. NCBI's taxonomy places the organism in Eukaryota, Metazoa, Chordata, Actinopteri, Salmoniformes, Salmonidae. The coding region runs from base 1 to 1425 and encodes 474 amino acids.
AUGGGUUCAGAGAGAGGAUGGCUGGACACAGAGAGGGGUAUCCACAUCCAGCAGCCAACCACAGGAGACACAGACGCCCCCACUUCCUCCCGCCUAUCUGUCAGUCUGGUUCCCUCCUGCAUGUACCCCUGCUGCUUCCCGAAAACUCCCCGCCACCUUCGCCAUGCACCUCCCCACACGCCCCCUUCCAUCCCUUGCCUCCGCCAAACAAACAUUGCACCGGAAAUUGCAGGGAUAUCUGGGAUUUUUGAGGGGUCCCAGCAGAGGGGCGAGGUCGAGAACAAGGGUGCUUUCUGUGACAUCUUUGAGGUGAGUGCUGGCUGCCCUGUGAUGUGUGAGUGCCCGGCUGGCCCCCCCUCCUGUCCCCCGGGGGUCAGCUCUGUACCUGACGGCUGUGGCUGCUGUAAGGUGUGUGCUGCCCAGCUCAACCAGGACUGCCACGACUCACACCCCUGUGACCACCACAAGGGGCUGGAGUGUAACUAUGGCAAUGACGUGGGCCACACUCAUGGCAUCUGUAGGGCGAAGCUCGAGGGUCGCUCCUGCGAAUACAACGGACGGAUCUACCAGAACGGGGAGAAUUUCCAGGCUGGCUGCAAGCACCAGUGUACGUGCAUUGACGGGGCGGUGGGCUGCGUGCCUCUGUGCCCCAACCAUGUGCCCCUGGCAUCACACUCCUGCCCUGCCCUGCGCCUGGUCAAGGUGCCUGGGCAGUGCUGCCUCAGUAUCGACUGCCACAAGGGCUCAUCCGUUGUACCCUCAGUACACGGGCACCCACUGCCUCCAGCCUACCUGCCUUUCCCCUUCAUGCCCUACCAUGCCUACCCCUACAAACCAUACCUCAAGCCGUACCACUACAAACCCAAGGAUACCAUGGGAAAUGAGCUGGUGGAGGUAGAGAAGACGUGGGACAAGCUGCGCGGGCACAAGCACCUGGCGGCAUGGAGGCAGUUUGGAGGGCAGUGUGUGGUCCAGACCACGAGCUGGUCCCAAUGCUCACGCAGCUGUGGGAUGGCCGUGUCCUCUCGUGUCACCAAUGACAAUGCCCGGUGUAAGCUUGUGAAGGAGACGCGUCUGUGCAACAUCCGGCCCUGCAGCUCCAUGUCCAUCCCCGUCAAGAAAGGGAGGAAGUGCUCCCGUACCCACAAGGCCCCAGAGCCCCUGCGUCUGUCCUAUGCUGGCUGCCGCAGCACGCGUCUCUACCGGCCCAACUACUGCGGCGUGUGUGUGGACGGCCGCUGCUGCUCACCCCGCCGCACACGCACCGCCUCCGUGACCUUUGCCUGCCCUGAUGGCGAGCGCUUCGACCACUCCGUCAUGUUCGUGCAGUCCUGCAAGUGCAGUGAUAAGUGCAGUCAUCUGAACGAGGUUGCCCUCCCACCCCAGCAGUGGCUCUACGGAGACACACACAAGUUCACCGACUAG